Messenger RNA from Effrenium voratum, 695 nucleotides. The record is from the annotation of a GenBank genome assembly. NCBI's taxonomy places the organism in Eukaryota, Dinophyceae, Suessiales, Symbiodiniaceae.
UGGGGGAAGGGCAAGUUUGCCAAAAGACACGUACCAGCGGGGGAGAAGCCAUGGCAUGGAGAUGACUCGAGCGGAUGAAGCAUCAAAUGCAUUGCGAGCCGCUGUCAUGCGCAUAUGUGGUUGCCUCGGUCAGCAAAACGGCUUCAACUUUGCUGAAGCUGCGGCGCUUGACGGAUUGGUCGCAGCCACUGCCCUAUAUCUUCAGGAUGUGGGCUGCCGAUCGAGGCUUUGUGCCGAGCUGGCUGCGCGAUCACAGGUGGAGCUGUCAGACAUCAAAGCAGCUGUAAGCGCGAGUGUUGGUGUUGACAUGGACGAGCUGGAGGAGGCAGGCACCACGCCACUGAUUUGGGACUUCCAGCAGGUGCACGACGAGGAAGUUGGUGUGGGGCUCGGAGGUGGCACAGAGAUUUCAUCUCCUUUUGCCGCCCCAGAAGCUCCAUCAGCUGGAAGCGUUCCAGAGUGGACGACCACAGCACAGCAGGAGAAUCUCCGCUCAGGCCACUUGAGCUUUAAUUGGCUACGGCGCCACGCGCAACCGCAACAGAAUAUGUUGGAAGAACUUGCAGUCAAAGCAGAGAAGAAGGAGAGCCGGGCUGGCGACAUAGACAUAGAGCAGAACAACGACACGCAAUCCGAUAUCUCUGAGCUGUUUGACGAAUAAUAUUCAAUGCCAUGUGGACACCUGCUCUUCAAAA